Plodia interpunctella (Indianmeal moth) is the source of this 5777-nucleotide messenger RNA. RefSeq names its product synaptosomal-associated protein 25. NCBI's taxonomy places the organism in Eukaryota, Metazoa, Arthropoda, Insecta, Lepidoptera, Pyralidae. Gene Ontology annotation, cellular component: plasma membrane; SNARE complex. Bases 306 to 941 code for a protein of 211 amino acids. The record is from RefSeq and is a predicted model, not a curated record. Gene Ontology annotation, molecular function: syntaxin binding; SNAP receptor activity. Gene Ontology annotation, biological process: synaptic vesicle fusion to presynaptic active zone membrane; exocytosis; synaptic vesicle priming. The transcript has 9 exons.
UUAAUAUAGUCAGGUACCAAAUUCAAAUAAACUGCAUUCAAAAUAUACUAGUCAUUAUUUGCAAAUUGAUAAAAAUUUAAUGCGCAUGACACGGAAAUGAAGGUCAAUGCGCAUAGUCAAAACAUUGCGCAUUUCGGGGCCAGCUAACCUCCCUUCAGCAGAGUUGAUCGACCAGCCUCAAAGCUGUCAGUGCAAGCAAGAAAUUUAAUUUGCUUCGUGCUAUAUUUUGGUGCCUAGUGCAGUGUUCAGUGGCUUCGGUCGCUUUUUGUUUAAUUUGGGUGCUAAUAUAAAAUAAAUAUUACAGAAUGCCAGCCGCAGCGCCACCCGCCGAAAAUGGCGCGCCUCGCAGCGAACUCGAGCAGCUACAGAUGCGUGCCGGACAGGUUACUGAUGAGUCAUUGGAGUCGACGAGGCGUAUGAUGCAACUAUGCGAGGAGAGCAAGGAGGCCGGCAUUCGUACUCUGGUCGCUCUAGAUGACCAGGGAGAACAAUUGGACAGAAUCGAGGAGGGAAUGGACCAGAUUAACGCUGAUAUGCGUGAAGCUGAAAAGAAUCUAUCAGGAAUGGAAAAAUGCUGUGGAAUCUGUGUACUUCCAUGCAACAAGAGCGCAUCUUUCAAAGAGGACGAUGGUACGUGGAAGGGUAACGAUGAUGGCAAAGUGGUGAACAACCAGCCACAGAGGGUGAUGGAUGAGCGCAAUGGUAUAGGGCCACAAGCUGGUUACAUAGGCAGAAUAACAAAUGACGCACGCGAAGAUGAAAUGGAGGAGAACAUGGGCCAGGUGAACACUAUGAUCGGUAACCUGCGCAAUAUGGCGCUCGACAUGGGCUCCGAACUAGAGAACCAGAACCGCCAGAUCGACCGCAUCAACCGCAAGGGCGAAUCGAAUGAAACGAGGAUAACGCUGGCGAACCAGCGCGCGCAUGAGCUGCUCAAGUAAACGGCGGCGGCAAUCACACCUCCACACCACACACACAAGGUCUCGUGGUCUAAACUACCACCGGUUGCGGACACCUUUUUAGCUGAACUUUGUAAAUGAGGACAUAAAUUGACAGCUUAAUCUCGCGCGAAUCUAAUAAUUUCGCUUACAUAUUUACGCGCUUUUGAGCCAUUCAACAUCUUAUAUUGAUUCUACAGAUCAACUAUUAUUGUCUAUAGAUCUUAUUGUACAGCGUUAUGUUGAUUACCUACAUACUUGUGAUUCUUAAAUUAUCUUCUAAAUUAUUUUUGACUGAUAAAUUAUUAUUUUUGUGGUUCUGCAACCGGCGCCGUGUAUACUCUUCAGUAUUUCGAUUAUUAUAAUAUUUCUCUUCAAUAUUUUGUCUCCUAUCUUGAGAAACAACUACAUUUAUCCAAAUGUAACUUUUAAGAUAUUGAUGUAUUCCUACUUAUUAAGCAUGUUACUGUAUUAAGUGAACACUUGCCGACCUCCGAUAGUGAUAUCUCUUGGAAUUUCCAUUAAAUUUAAACCACUCAGAUAAAGUGCUGUGUAAAAUAUAAUUGCUACUGUAUAAAUAUUUGAUUUGUAAGCAAUAUAGAUUUUAUUUCGUUUUUUUGGAGUCCUUUUGGUUGUAGUGAAAAAAUAAUUCAAAUGCAGCGAAUAUUUCGUAGGAUAUUUUCCUACGACAUAUCAAAACAAUUCUAUAGUACGAAAUGGUUUAAUACAAGGUGGUGUUCAUUUUAUGCAGUAAGACAUGUGAAAUUUACAAAAUGUCUACAUACCUAUUUAAAAUUGCACCAUUUAUGUUUACGUUAUAUCCAGUAUACCUUUUUAUUAGAAACUUAGGGAGUUGAAGUGAUGAAAUCAGUUAUUUUGAGAAAGUGCAUUUACCCCGUUGUUAUCUUAGUAGUGUUACCUGUUAUUCCUAGGGAUCCGAUAUUGCUAUUUAGCACGCAUCAUAAGAUUGCGAUAUUUCGAACUUGUUACCAAGAUUUUAAAGCUAUAAAAAACUAAAUUGUUUAAGUAUUAUAAAUAAAAUCAAUGAAGUUUUGUAGUUUAAAUAACUAAAAGUUAUAUGAAGGAGCUAAUCCUAAGAUUUUUUUUCCUUGAAAACCCUUUUUUUAUUUCACCAUAUGAGACUUACUUUCAGUUAAGUUUUAUUUUGCUAGAAGAAGCAUAAAUGGUUUUGGGUGGACUGUAAGAGAUGAGUUGACAUGUGAUAAUAGUUCGAAAUUAAGUGACUAGUGUUUAGCCAUUCAAGUCUUCGUCUAAUUUAUUUAUCUGAAUGCAUCAGAUCUCAUUUAUUCUAUUAUAAUUAUUUCAGUACUUUUCUCAUAGGAGCAUUUAUGUAUUCAAAAUAUUAUUGAAUAUAAAAUAGGAUGUACUAAUAUACAUAUGAUUUAUUGCUAAAUUGCAUUACUAAUAGUGACUUAUAUUAUUAUAACGAUGUUAAACUAUCAUAAUUCAUCAUUCAACAAAUUUUAUUCGAUAAAAUAAAGAACAGUAUGCACAUAUCCUAAAUAUGACAAACAUAUCUGCUUCUAUGGAUAAGUAUGAAAAAUUUGCUGACUUAUCUGUAACUAGUAAUAAAUGUAUUUAGAAAUAAAUAUAAUGUACUGCAUUAAUUAUUGUUAGAUUUUUAUUUAUUUAUUUAAAGUAUAAAAUAAAUCAUUUCAUUUAUAAACAUUUAGUUAUUUAUUUUCCUUUCUUAUUAUUUUUAUUUUGUUUUAGAUAGACACACUUUUAACGUAUUAAAGUGAUUUCUUCUAAUAUUAAUACACCAAAAUAAUGUAAAAUGAGACAGCAAUCUGUAUUGGUCUGAUUAGUUUAGUUUUUACACUAUUUUGAAAUAAGUAAUAUUUCAAGUCAUCCCUAAGGAUUGGUGGAAGUUAGGAUUAAAGUUAAGAAUACACUAUACUUUAAGUAAUAAACAAUGAGAAACAUAAUUUUACUAAACAUGUAUUACGUACUAAUUAUACCUAUUACUCAUGUAAAAAACGCUGUAAAUUCACGCUAGCGAAUAUAUCAAAAUAUUAACUUUGGAUUGGCAAGCCAUGAUUCAAAUGGAAACUAAACGAUAUUUUGUGAGUAAAUGGCAUCUGACAAUCUUGUCAGAUAUUUAAUAAUUUGUUAAUUCAUAUUUUAUAAACAUAUGCGAUAGCGUCUGCUGCGUGAGGCCUCAGUCAAACCAUUGCGCACUAAUGGUUAGUAAAAGAUAGUCGUUAAUUUCUAUCGUUGAGUGCGAUAGAUAGGUGUGUGACUGAGACAGAGUAUGCGUCACUCAACAGACGAUCUAAAAUAAAUAAUCAGUAGAGUAUUAUAUCGUUUUUUGUGUAGGUAUAAAUAAGCUCCUAAAAAUAACAUAGUAAUUUGUAACAACCACGAGGCCCAUACACCUUACACACAGACACACAAUACGACGCUGACAACCGGAGAAAGCAACGAGACGCGUAUUGCGGUCGCGAACCAGCGAGCGAACAAACUCCUCAAAUCUUAAAAUUUCUUCAGAUAUUAUCUUCAUAUUUUAUUGCGCUGUUCUGUUGUCUGUUUUCUGUGAAUAUUUUUGACGAGAGGGAAACUGUUCACGAUAAAAAAAUGUUUGAGAAUGUCACAAACUUUUCACAUAAUAUUUAGUUAAGCGAAUGUAAUAAAAUCACAUUAUUAAAUGCAAUCUCUAAUUCACAAGUUAUGUAAUAAGAGUUAAAGGUGUUAUAUGGCUGGAAAGGAUGAAUGAAAGGAUUGAGUAUAUUCAGCAAGGUGCAAGGUGGAAUGCACUGUGUGCUUUCUGUAUGAACACCUGCUUUGGAUUGCAAUUUCUAUUGAAAUUUUCUCUCUCGUCAAGCAAACAGGCAACGAAUUUAUUAGUGCUUGCAAUGUCUAUAUUUUUCUGUGUGUAAUAAAUACAUUUUUAAAAUGCUAACCAAUUAAUAGUGAUGAGUUCAUUCGACUAAUUUUCAAGUUUUAUUACAUUUUAAAAUGCAUAGUAGUUCAAUUGAAUCUAAAUAUAAAUGUUUUAAAGACAUAAGGCAAUAAAUAUCAACAUGUAACUUGGGUCGACCAAGUCUAUGAAUUACAUAUGUAUAAGAAAUGAUUAUAAUGACGUUAAAAUGUUAAACUUGAGCAUUACAUACAUAAUGUAUAAUAAUAGGUCAAGCAGAAAAAGCAAUUUGUUUGUGUCUUAUGUAACUGAUUCCUGCCUGAAGCUUCUUAGCUUCAAUAUUUAAACAAGGAAUACUACACAGUCCUUCUAAUUUGAAGUAUAUACCUAUGUUCCCGACAAAUAGUAAAAUCGGUUAGUAGAUUAUAUUACUAUUAAACCGAUUGUCAGAAUUUAAACGGGUUUGGUUAAGACUUAGUCAAACAACAAAAAAGAGACAGAUAUAUGUUUCUUUUUAAUUUUAUGACGAGUUUAGAUUAAAUAAAUUGCAAAGUUUGUAAAAUGAGAGUGACAGAUUAAUAGGUACAUCACUAACAAAAUAUUUUUUUAUUUUUAUUAAAAUGCUCCUCGAUUAUUUUGCUGGCAGAUUUUAUAUAGUUAUUGUCCUUGUUAUGUCCAAGGAUCAUGCAUCGUUUGUAUAUUUAAAAUUAGAAAUGCAAAUAUAAAGUGGACUGUAUUAAAGUAACCUGGAGAAGUAAUAUGUCGCAAGCAUUGAGUAUCUAGAAAUUCUGAAUUUUAGUUCAGCAAUGUGCCAAAACUCAUGAUGAAGCAGUUUGAUUUAUGUUGUGUUACAUAAAAUCUAGUUUCAUAAAAGUACCUAAUUUACUAGUAAUUACUUAUUUGUAAUUUUUCAUACACUCCACUUUUGAUGCACAUUAAAUACUAUAGCUUUUUUAUAACGUUAUUUUGCACUUAAAUAUAAGAAUAAGGUAUGGGUAUCGAAAGAAAGUAGGUACAGAUAGAUUGUUACAAAAUCUUUCACGCUCAAAUUGCCGUUUCAUUGUACCAUUCGAUGGUACAUUCACUUGUGUAUCAUAUUUCUUAAGAAACCCUUAUUCGCCAUUUACGAAGUUAGAUGAAGAUUCCUUAUAAAGAUCUUCGAAUUGAAAAAUUAGUGAGAUUACAUAUUAACUUUUUUUAAUAAAUUCAAUGUAUAGAAUGUUUAAAGCUGGAACGUUAUGAACAUAGAUUUCGUUUUAGAAUAAGAUAAAGGUGCCUGGAUUCUAUGUUGACUGUUUAUUUAAAUGUGUGUUGCAUUUAUUACUAAUAAGUUUCAGAUAUUAUAGGUAGCUCAUCGUUUUUCAAUUUUAAAAUACCUAGAUAUAAAGCGAUGGUCACACGGAAUGUGAAGUGAGCCAUUCGGGUUUCGUGUCACAAGGCCCAGUAGAUUGCGAUGUGAUCAAAAAACAUGCAAUAGUUGAAUAUAUAAAUAAUUUAUUACUUAAAGUGUAUUGUUGUAAGUACGAAUAAAAUGUACCGGCCUUUAGGAGUAAUGGAGUAGAAGUGUUAUACGACAGCGGCUUGACAAAUCAUACUUAUUAUACUCGUGUACCAGCUAGUAUUAAGAUUUUCGAAAAUUUCUCUAUGUCUUUUCUCUCGUAUUAGUUUCUAAGAGAUCACAUUAUGUGCCCACGGGGCUAUAUGUCUAAGUACAAGUUGUCUUGUCUUGUAACUUAUAGAAAUUGUUUUGUAAAGCUAAUCGAGUUAUCAAUUAUCCAAUAGAUGUAAAUUUACCGCCUGCGUAUGUAUCAGUUUUAUUCAGCCUAAAAAUAUAACUAAAUAUUUAGGAUAAAAUGAUUACCUAUCUAUUUUAUUUAAGAAUAGAUUAUUAUUAUAUCUACGUAACGUAUAGUAUAAAAUGUUAAUUUCAAAUUACAUUAUUAAUUUGUUAAAUUACA